Brassica oleracea var. oleracea is the source of this 783-nucleotide messenger RNA. Its product is annotated as ubiquitin-conjugating enzyme E2 10. Bases 139 to 585 code for a protein of 148 amino acids. The transcript is spliced from 5 exons. Gene Ontology annotation, molecular function: ubiquitin conjugating enzyme activity. Gene Ontology annotation, biological process: protein polyubiquitination. NCBI's taxonomy places the organism in Eukaryota, Viridiplantae, Streptophyta, Magnoliopsida, Brassicales, Brassicaceae. The record is from RefSeq and is a predicted model, not a curated record. Gene Ontology annotation, cellular component: nucleus.
AACACUUCUUACACUUUCCUCUCCACCCCACCCUUGGUUUAGUCUUCGCUUCUCCUUUCUCCCAACCACGAGAAGAAAAAGGCGAGAACCUCGCCGAAUCGGAGAUACGCGAAACCAAACAUCGUAAGGUUUUUGGAUAUGGCGUCGAAGCGGAUCUUGAAGGAACUCAAGGAUCUCCAGAAGGAUCCACCCACCUCGUGUAGCGCAGGACCUGUUGCUGAAGACAUGUUUCAUUGGCAGGCAACGAUAAUGGGUCCCACAGACAGUCCUUACGCUGGAGGUGUUUUCCUUGUUACCAUCCACUUCCCUCCAGAUUACCCUUUCAAGCCUCCUAAGGUGGCCUUUAGGACGAAGGUGUUCCAUCCCAACAUUAACAGCAAUGGAAGCAUUUGCCUCGACAUCUUGAAGGAACAAUGGAGUCCUGCUCUCACCAUUUCCAAGGUGCUGUUAUCGAUCUGUUCUUUGCUAACCGAUCCAAACCCCGAUGAUCCUUUGGUACCUGAGAUAGCUCAUAUGUACAAGACUGACAAGAACAAGUAUGAGUCCACUGCACGGAGCUGGACUCAGAAGUAUGCCAUGGGAUGAAAAAGGAAGACCCCAAAUCUUCUAAAAGCUAUCUCUUUUUAUUUUUUUUUAAAAAAAAAUCUGCCGUAAUUUCUAUGUAUGAUUCAAUAGACAUCUCUUUGUGUCCUUUUUAAAUUUCUGAAUGACAGGACCAAGUCAAGUGGGUCUUGUUUUGAAACCAAACAUCAUCUUUUGUGAAAACAUGAAACUGAGAAUCCU